This is a messenger RNA of Symsagittifera roscoffensis, 1545 nucleotides long. Its product is annotated as 14-3-3-like protein 1. The transcript is spliced from 7 exons. The coding region runs from base 516 to 1313 and encodes 265 amino acids. Gene Ontology annotation, cellular component: cytoplasm. Gene Ontology annotation, biological process: intracellular protein localization; signal transduction. The record is from RefSeq and is a predicted model, not a curated record. NCBI's taxonomy places the organism in Eukaryota, Metazoa, Xenacoelomorpha, Acoela, Convolutidae.
CCUUAUGAACAAAAUUCACGUGCACGUGAUAAAAAACCAACUGCGUGCGCACACAAAACCUUUAAAAAUGUUCCUUGAAUUUUCAAUUUUCCUCUCUUAAUAUAUAUUUAAAAAAGAAAAGCCAGGUUAUUAUUGUGAUUGAUGCGUUUUAGUGGUUAUAUCAUCAAAUAAAAAAGGAAAACAAAAAGUGAACUGAAUUUUUAACUGGAUUAUUACACAGUAAUUUUCAUCUAAUUGCAAUUCCCUUACUAUUAAAUUAUAUUUAAUAACUCCUUAGAAUUAACUAAAAUCAACCUUUUCUCGUAAAAAGUAGUUCAAAUUAAAAACAAAUUUCUUUGCCAAACCGUUUCUACAUCUCCAAAAAAAUUUCAUUUCUUUCAAAAGACUUUGAGACAGCACUUACUUUGAAAAGAAACGACAAAAACUUCUGAGGACUGUAAGAGAUUGUGAAAUUAAUCAUCCCUGUCAAUCUUCAAAAAAAAAUUCUUAAUCUCUGCACAUCAACUGACCUAUAGAUGGCGUCUCUAAGUCUUGGCCAAGAUCUGAGCGAAGAGGAGAUUCAGAAGUUUGUGCACUUGGCCAAACUGGCGGAGAGUGUGGAGAGGUAUGAGGACAUGGCAGAGUACAUGAGGGUCAUAGUCACUUCCCAGGACCAUAGACUGUCCACUGAGGAGAGGAACCUCUUCAGCGUCGCAUUCAAAAACGUCGUCGCUUCCAGAAGGUCCGGGUGGCGUCUGUCUUCCACGUUUGAGAAGAAGGACAAGGAGGGGGGCAAGGAGAGUGUGGUGUUGGCAGAGGCAGACAGGAUCUACAAGGAGAGAAUGGAACAGGAGCUGAAGCGGGACUGCAACGAAGUUCUCGAUCUGAUUGGGAAAUAUCUGAGUAAUGAUGAUGACAUUGAGGAGACGAAGAUUUUCUACCUGAAGAUGAGGGGGGACUACAUCCGCUACAUGGUGGAGGUCUGCGAGGAACAGGACAAGAAAACAGAAUUGAUGGAGCAGGCGCAAAAGUUCUACGACGAGGCCUCCCAGAUUGCCAGUUGUCUGGCUCCCUGCAACCCCGUAAGACUUGGACUGGCUCUCAACUACUCCGUCUUCCACUACGAGAUCAAAGAGAACGCCGCACGUGCCAGGGAAAUUGCCCAGGAGGCGUAUGCACUGGCCAUUCCAGAGCUGGACAACUUGAGGGACCCAGAGUUUAAGGACAGUGCCCUCAUAAUGCAACUCCUCCGAGACAACCUCUCUCUGUGGACGGAAGCCGAAGUAGAGCAAGACCAGGAACAGGAGUUGGGGGUGCAACAGUUGGACGAAUGACCAAACAGCCUAACAACAGCAGAACCGCACCCCCUUCUUCUAUAGCCCCGCCUAUCACACAUUUACAUCGUCCUAAUUAUUAAGCAAACGCCCAAUAGAGUUGACGUAUUCGAAAAAAAAUUUGCGUUUUGAACAGCGUGUUAAGUAAACAUUGUGUAUAAGUUUAUUUGUAAUGAGUUAUUAAACCAUCUGUAUAAAUUUUGAAUCUGGACAAUUAAUACUCCGUUUUCUA